CCUGGGGUGUCCCGGCGCGCGGGCUAGUGCGGGCGGUCGAACGGCUGGAGCCCGGGGUCUACGUGGGCGCGUGGGGGCGCGGGGAGGGCGGGCGCGGCGCGCGCUCAGUCCCUCCCGCUCUGGCCGGGGCGGCGGGCUGGGCCCGGGAUGGCGCCUCCUCAGGCUUCGCUCCAGCUGUUUCUGCUGGCAGCCCUGGCGGGGCUCCUGAGUCCCACUCAGGUGAUGGCUGAGUCGGGGGAGGAGGCGGGAGCCCGUUGUCCGGAGGGCCUGUGGCCUCUUCCCCAACAGGUGUCACCAAGAGUGACCUACACACGGAUGAGCCCACAGCAGGGUGAGGAUGUCGGCUUCCUCUACCACCCCUGUGCCCACCCCUGGCUGAAGCUCCAGCUUUCCCUCCUGGCCCACGUUUAUAUGGCCCAGCCCUCACUCGCUCCUGACUCUAGCCUCACUCGGGAUCGGCCCCUGGUAUUGGAAGCAUGGGGGGUGGUACUGGAGAUGGCAUGGGUGGAGCCAGCCUGGGUUGCCUACUGGCUGAAGAGAAGGCGGCGAAGGAAGCAGAGGAAGAAGGCCCGGGCUUUGGCCUUUACCCUGCAGAGCUGGCGGCCCCCAGGCACAGAGGUGGCAUCUAGAGGGCCCAAGCAACACUCUCCUAGUGGUGCCAGGAGGCGUGGGCUGCGGGCUGCCCUUGGUCACCAGCCCACUCCCUCAGCCCUGAGGCUCCCCUCUCCUUCCCCAUGUAGUAGCUUGGAGACCAGGCAGCCCAUGUUGGGAACCUCAGGUGAGGGAGGUAAUGCCCCAUUUGGGCCCACGGCCCCCCUGCUGCCUGGGGGGCCUGGAGGCAGUGCCAGUUCCAGGUUAGAGGCUCAGGUGCCCAAAGGGCAAAGCAGCCCAGGUGGCUGUGCCUGUCCAAGCCAGGCUUCCCCGGCCCCUCGGGCAGCAGCGCCUCCACGGGCAGCCCAGGGUCCCACCCCACGCACGGAGGAGGCUGCCUGGGCAGCCAUGGCCCUGACCUUCCUGUUGGUGCUGCUCACCCUGGCCACACUCUGCACUCGGCUGCACAGAAACUUCCGACGUGGAGAGAGCAUCUACUGGGGACCCAUAAUGGAUAGCCAGGACACAGUGGCUGCCGUGCUGAAGAGGAGGCUGCUGAUGCUCCCACGUCGGGUCAAGCGCUCGCGCCGGAGACCCCUCCUACCACCCACUCCAGACAGUGGCACGGAUGGGGACAGCUCCGACUGACCUGCCCCAGCCCUGCCACUGUGGCAGGUUCUGCUCCUCCUAUCCUGGCGAGGCCAAGACCUUUGCCACUUGGACUGUGCACAGGACUGCCCCCUGGUGGCCUAAUGGGGCAGUCCUGCCUAAGCAUUUGUAAAGGGGUUGGCCCAUAAUGUGUUUGAGGGCAGGUAUAACCAAGGGGAGAAAAAGGAGCUAUUUAGCUUCCCUUGCCAAAACUGUAUUUUUAAUUAAAUUAUUUUAGUAGA
Molecule: messenger RNA, 1481 nt
Organism: Artibeus jamaicensis (Jamaican fruit-eating bat)
Lineage: Eukaryota; Metazoa; Chordata; Mammalia; Chiroptera; Phyllostomidae
Gene: TP53I13
Product: tumor protein p53 inducible protein 13
Exons: 7
Coding region: 148-1239 (363 amino acids)
Cellular component (GO): cytoplasm
Source: RefSeq, a predicted model, not a curated record